Molecule: messenger RNA, 1427 nt
Organism: Chiloscyllium plagiosum (whitespotted bambooshark)
Lineage: Eukaryota; Metazoa; Chordata; Chondrichthyes; Orectolobiformes; Hemiscylliidae
Source: RefSeq, a predicted model, not a curated record
ACCAGGGUGCGGGUAUUUUAUUUUCCACCUGUUCCCAGAUGUUUCUGUUUAAAGGGAUUGAAUUUGUAAAGACUAUUCACAACUGACCUCGUUCCUUCCAAUCAGAGAGUUCCCCGAAUAGCGUUCUCCUAUUGGUUUGCUCGGCUUUGGGAACAUUGCAAUUACAUUGGACAAGGUUGAUUCGGUGGUUGGAUGUUAGUGGAGAGUGUCUAAACAUGUCAGGCAGUAGGAGGAAGAGGCGACUUCGCGUUUCUAUUCAAGAAGCUGCAAGUACAAGUGUAUCCAGAACACCAGACUACAUGGAAGUAUUGACAACUCAAUACAAUGAAAAGUGUAAAUUAGAAUCAAGUACAGAAUCUGAAUCUGAUGCCUCUGCCACUAAUGAGGCAUUGAUGAACCUAAGUUUACCAGAUUCUGUAAAGAAUCAUGCAACAGUGAACCAAUGUUUGGAUCCAUAUGAUGGUGACUUGGAAAGUACAUCAAGUGAAUCUGAUAGAAGUCAAAGUUUUCUGCUAGAUACUUGCACUGAGAAGAUAAACGAUCAGUCUUAUGCUAUUGUAGCAAAUGACAGAAAAAAGUUGCAAAUAAGACAUUACAAACAAUCCUUGCAGGCAAUCUUUAAACCUGAGUGUAGUUAUAAAGAGUUAAAAUACGUACACAUGGAGCCUGCGUUCACUAAAGUGAUUGUACAAACUUCUAGUGAAUCUGAAAUACCUUCUAACAGAGUAUGUGAUUUAGAAUUACCAACAAGACAUGUCUCAAAAACCAAACUAAAGCCAUUUGGAUCAUUGGACUUUGGGAUGCUGACCGAAUCUCCUCCUGAAAACAACUCUGUUGGAGGAGAACAUGGAUUUAUGAGCAUGCCAAAUUUGCAAAGCUCUGGGAAAGAUUAUCUUGGUCAUCAAGACGUUCACCUAUCCUCAGGACGAAUCUUAAAGACUUCUCAUGAAAGAUUUCGUGAAGGCGCAUUCACGCCAAAGAGAAAACAUGGAAACUCUUUACUUGAUACAAGUAAUGAUCGGAUAAAUAAAAAGAAAAGCCGUGUGAUCAAAAACUGAGAAUAACUGGCUUCCAAAAACCAAAGAUGCAAGUCUUUAGGCUUGCAGGAGACCUGGCUAGGGUCACAGGCAAGUUUGAUUCUCUCCUUGGUUUUGGAAGAUGCAUCUUUUGUUGUGCUGUCUAAAGAUCUAUUUAGAUAACACUGUUCUAUUAUCAAAAACUCCACACCAUCUUAACCAAAAUUUUAAGAACAAGCCAGAUAUCACUGGGAUCAUAAUAGCGCCAGCUAGGCCAUUUUCAAAAGGUGUUAAGAAUUGAUGAGUAUGGGGUUGCACUUGUGUACAGCUGAAUGAGACUAAGAUAUUAAGUACCAGGCUAAAACCAAUUAUUCCUCUGCACUCUUGAGACUUAAGCAUUUGUUUCAACUA